UGCGGUUUUGAUUUCCGCUCCGCUGGUGAAUCAUUUCAGAUAGUUCUGUGAUUUUUGGAUCACAGAUAUGACCAACACAAAUGCCGAAUUGUCUCAGGGAAAUAAUGGUGGUCCCCCUCCUAAUCCCCAAUCUGGACCACCAGAGCAUCAGAAUUCUCGUGGUUCCAACAACAAUGCGAUUUUCAAGAGUGGACCACUUUUUUUGUCUUCCAAAGGAAUUGGAUGGACAUCUUGGAAGAAAAGGUGGUUUAUUUUAACACAAACUUCUCUUGUUUUCUUCAGAAGUGAUCCAAAUGCCAUCUCUCCGAAGGGAAAUGAAGUGAAUUUGACCCUUGGCGGCAUCGACCUCAACAAUUCAGGCAGUGUUAUUGUUAAAGCAGAUAAGAAACUUUUGACUGUACAGUUUCCCGAUGGUCAUGAGGGACGGGCUUUCACACUUAAGGCUGAAACUACAGAGGACUUAUACGAGUGGAAGAUUGCACUGGAGAAAGCUUUGGAAAAAGCACCAAGUGCUGCCAACGGGAUGGAGCAAAAUGGUAUCUUUAGGAACGAUCAAACUGAUUCAAUUGAUAUUUCUUUGGACCAGUUGCAUGAAAAAGAACCAGCCAAAUCUACUGUAAUUGGUCUACCAAUUUUACUUGCUUUGGAGGAUGUUGAUGGAAGUCCUACAUUUUUGGAGAAAGCAUUGACAUUCAUAGAAGAGCAUGGAGCCCGAGUAGAAGGGAUCUUGCGACAAGCAGCUGAUGUUGAUGAUGUUGAGCGUCGAGUUCGGGAAUAUGAACAAGGAAAAGUUGAUUUUGCUCCGAAUGAAGAUGCACAUGUCAUUGGUGAUUGUAUUAAGCAUGUUCUUAGGGGAUUGCUAUCUUCUCCAGUCCCUGCAUCUUGCUGUAAGGCACUGUUAGAAGCUUGCCGAACUGAUCGCAGUGUUAGGGUUGCUUCUAUGCGUGCAGCAAUAAAUGACACUUUCCCUGAACCAAAUCGCCGCUUAUUGCAAAGAAUACUGUUGAUGAUGCAAACUGUGGCUUCACACAAAGCUGUAAACAGAAUGAGUUCUUCAGCUGUGGCAGCUUGCAUGGCACCAUUACUUCUCCGUCCCCUUCUAGCUGGAGAGUGCGAGAUCGAUAAUGAUUUUGAUGUAGGAGGAGAUGGUUCUAUUCAACUUUUACAAGCAGCUGCAGCUGCUAACCAUGCCCAAGCAAUUGUUAUAACUUUAUUAGAAGAAUAUAACAGCAUAUUUGGGCAGGAAGGCUCUGUGUCCCCUGAUAUAUACACCGACACAGAAGAGAGUGGGUCUGAGAGUGAGGAAGGUACUGAUGAUGAUCUAUCCUAUGAUGAGGAUUAUGACGAUGAAUCAAUACAUGAGUCUGAUGAGGAUGAAGAAGAUGAUCUUGUCAGCGAAUCCUACACUGAAACUGGAGAUUCUGAAGAUUACAAUGACAAGGAUCAUGACCAUUCUAAUUCAAGUACAAAAUCUUCAGAAGCGGGUGAAGAAAACAAAGUCAAUCAAAUGUCACUGAAGUCACGUGAAGGCUCACCGACUCAACAUGAAAAUACCGAAAGCAGUGAAAAUCUCAUGAGUCCAAAGAAGACUGCUUAUGUAGACCAGUCCAAUAAGGCUGCUGAUAUGGUUGGAGAAGUUUCCACUGUUCUAGCUAGUAAGCGUGAUUCAUCUUCUCGUAGCCCUUCACAUAUGAAAAAAUCUGCAACCAUGUCUAAUGUCCCAGCACCUCGGCACCGAACCAUGUUGGGGCGCACCUCUGCAAGGAAGAACCUCUCCAUGGAAUCCAUUGAUUUUCCUAUUGAAGAGGAAGAUGAAAUUGAAAAGCUCGAAGCUACCAAGACACAACUACAAAACGAAAUUGCAGAUGAGGUGAAAGCAAAUGAAAAGCUGCAAUCUAAGAUAAAUGAACGGAAGAAAGACUUGCAAGAGCGGCGAUUGGCCCUUGAGCAAGAUGUGGCUAAACUACAGGAACAAUUGCACAAGGAGAAGAGUUCUCGGGCAACUCUUGAGACCAGGGCAGAACUUGAGGAAUUAGCUCUAGUAGAAGUGGACCUUUCCAACUUAGAGCGGAUGGUUGAGGAGCUUGGGAAGCGGCUCAAUGUUAAACUUGAGCAUAAUUUUGGAUCUACUUCAGAUAUCAGUAAUCCAUCGCGGCAGUUAUCAAAUAAAGAAAGAAAACAGAAAUAUAAGGGAGAUGCCGAAGUUGCUGCUGCAUCACAAUCUGAAAGAUCAAAGGAUGCCUAUCUUAGUGGAGCAGAAAGUGAUACCGAGAGAAAGCCAGAGUCAACACCUUUACCAAACAAACAGCCACCAACUAGUUCCAACAAGAGAUCUAGUUCAAAGGGUGAGGGAGCAAAUACUUCUGCAUUCACAAAACUGACAUCCAGGCUGAACUUUUUGAAGGUGGGACGAAGUCAAGCUGUUAAUGAACUACAUAACACAGAUAGAGGCCGAGAGUCGAGUAACUCUUCGCGCAACCAGGAUAAAGGAAAAGGAUCUGAACGUCGAGGAUCUGAUGUGAUAAACCCAGAAAAGGGUAGAGUUAUGGACAAUUCCCAUUCACUCUCGGAAAAAAGAUCGAGCAAAAGUAAAUCACAUCAAAAUUCAGAGAAACUAAAAAAGUCAGAUAGUCAGCCAGGCUACCACUCAGAAGGAUGGGAUCAGCACCCAGCAUACUUGGAAAGAGGAAGAUCAGAAGGACAUCAUCAAUCUUAUAAUGUAGAUAAAGGUCGAUGAUUACUACGCCAGGUUUUUGUUACACAUGAAUUUCAGAUGGUACUGGGCUAUUGAAAUCAGUCAUUGUUUUUUCUUUUCCACGUAGCAGCAUUGUUCAUGUCUUCAACAAUGUUUUGCGAGAAGAACCCUUCUUUGUUAAGGUUGGCACAAGAGCCUCUAUUCAAAUGAGAGCAGCACCGAAGUUCAUUUACUACCCCAAAAAAAAAGGAUGUGCGAAGAUUACAUAAACUGAACUGUUUGAAGCCUAAAAUGCUGGUUUUUAAUGACUCAGUAAACAGCAUGAUGAUUUUGCAAUUACAUUAUCGUAUUUGUAACUGUGAUAGCAUUCAGUAGUUUGGCAUAAGCUGGCAAAGCAUUAUUAGGCAGAUGACCUUGUCCAAGUUUCUUUGUUCUGACAUAUUUUUUAGCAAGUAAUUCUCAUUAUGUCUUCAUAUAA
Messenger RNA from Medicago truncatula (barrel medic), 3173 nucleotides. RefSeq names its product rho GTPase-activating protein REN1. Bases 68 to 2737 code for a protein of 889 amino acids. NCBI's taxonomy places the organism in Eukaryota, Viridiplantae, Streptophyta, Magnoliopsida, Fabales, Fabaceae. Gene Ontology annotation, biological process: signal transduction. The record is from RefSeq and is a predicted model, not a curated record. The transcript has 23 exons.